This is a messenger RNA of Dermacentor andersoni, 3763 nucleotides long. NCBI's taxonomy places the organism in Eukaryota, Metazoa, Arthropoda, Arachnida, Ixodida, Ixodidae. The record is from RefSeq and is a predicted model, not a curated record.
UGGCUGCGUCACCCGACUACGUUAUCGCGACUCACGUGACAGUGGGGCAACGGAAGAAGCGCCCACCUACUGUGUGAAGCCCCGCCAUUCUCUCCGCUGUUGCCAUGCCUGAUCACGGACGGCGAGCUCUGCACCGAGUGUGCGACUCGGUAAGCGGCGUCAACUGGCGCCCGACGCGGUUCGUCGACGAGUUGAUGCUGACUCGUUACGCCUGCUGCGCGUGCCACGUGAUUCCGAGCACGACGGUUGUACUACCCUGUUGUCACGCCCUGUGUGAGCAGUGCCAGCGAGGCUCCGUCGUUCAAGAUGGCGGAUGCGUCUGCCCCCUGGACGGAGAACCCUUCUGCGAGGACGAGUGCCAGAAGUGGCAGCUUCCGGAGAGAAAGAAGCAGAACCUGAAGGCUUACUGCUGGAACGAAGCCCAAGGCUGCAAUUUCGUCGGCCCCCUGGCGGACCUCUUACGACACUUCGAGGCAGAGUGCGCCUUCCACUCAUUCCCGUGUCAAGAGUGCGGCGAGAACGUCCCGAAUGCUCAGCUGGCAGCCCACUACAUCGGCGGGUGCAGCAACGGUUCCUCGCCUGGUGGCGCCACCGUCGUUACCGAUGACGUAGCUGCGGCUCGGCGAGACGUCGUGGAGCCAUGGAAGAACACCUACGAAGACGAUAUCUCGACGCUUCAGAGCCAGGUGAACGAGCUUACGCAAGCUGCCAGAAUCCACGGCGCUCCAUCACUGGAGGAGUUGAACGCCGCGCUGACGGCAAGCCUCCAGUCCCUGAAUGCCAAUAUUGCGCUGGCCGCCGAGAAACUCUCCGAGACAAUUGGCGAAGUCUCGCAGGCGCAUCAGCGCAUGCUGUCUCGGUAUGCAGAGGAAACCUCAUUGGCAAAAGAAAGUGAGGCGAUCCGUAGAGCAAGGCGUUCUGAUGCAGAGACGGCAUGGCGGGAGGAAACAAGAGACAUCCUUCGAAAUUUGGAAAUAUGUGCCAGAGAAUCAGUGUCCUGUCUUCAAUGCAUGUAUCGAUCGGUAAGAAAAAAUGAAGACGAUCUUUUUCCUACAGUUCAGGUGUUUCCAGUGCCACCGAGAAUUGACGACUCGACUGCAAGAAUGGGAUACUCAUGCCCGCCAAGCUGCGCAGAAGUGAAAGAAGCAGUUUAUCUUGUGUUCGUAUCAAACCCCAAUGAAAUUUCUCACAUCUGCUGGCCUUUUUAUGCAGAGGCUAGCUUCCAUCGACGAGGCGCGUGGUGCAGAGUUCUAUUUGGGGCAAAUAAUGAUAAGUAUUGGAAACGCUGCCUCGAAUUCCAUUGGAGUUGUGAGCAGAGAACUAUCGGCAAUGUACCGGGCGUCGUUAGGGUGUCAGUAUUACACAAGGGAAGUUACUUUGAUUUACCGCUGGUGGAAGAACCUAAUCCCUUACGGCAGAUUGCGUACACCGAAAAGGAAUGGUAUACGUACGAACAUGAAAAGCAACUGAGACUUGAAAUCGUCGUACGUGACUGACAAUAGCGCGCGCCUCAUUUCGUCACUCGUCAAACGUUUUACAGCUUUGCCCAUUCCGGGACUCCAAGCCAGCAAGCACCAACAUCGUGUUGUAUGCUGAAGCAGGUGCUUACACUCAUUUUCGAGAGUAAAAGCCCUUGGUCAUCUCUUUAUUCUUGUACGCAAAUACGAAGAGCAAAUUUCGCAAAGGGGGUGGGAGGGUAAGUGUCCACUCUGUGAACUGUUCAUUUCGGCGGCUGCUGAUUGUGUGGAGCUGUAUUAGUGCGGAGGAGAUUGACUGCGGGCGUCUGCCUCGUUCUUGCUUCUACCCCAUCCCAGCCAAUCACCACUUGAGCAGCAGACGAAAUGUACAUGUCCACUAAGUGGACAUUUACUGAAUAGCCCCUAGAUGAUUAGUAAGUACCGGGCUCCACAUGUACAUCUGCUACAUGUACAUGUUUAGCGUUCGAAUAACGUGGGUUAGACGUGAAUUAAGGAAGCUUGUAAUACACUACAAGGGUGGCUAUUCCAGAUUGUGUUCUUGAAUGACAUUAAUGGCACGUAAUGAACUUGGUAUCAACUCAUUGUAAAGAAUGAUGCAAAAAUAAUGUAACUUCAGGAAACCUACUGCGAUGGUGGCAGGGGAACUUGGCCAAUAAACUUCUGUGAAUAACUUGUACGUGUUGUGUGAUUGUAUUAUGCAUUGACUACACACUUCUCUCCUGUUUUUUCAGAAAGUAAUUCUAUUCUUCCAAUCUUGGACUCCAUUAUAUCUAGUGCGCGUAGAACUAGCUGUUGGAAUCAAAACGCUUGUGGUCGUUGGCGGAAAGCAAGCGGCAAGCCUUGCUUUUCGAUUACUUUGGAAAGGAUUGGUAGAAUUGGCAAAGGAAGGUUUCAAAGCGAAGCAUCAAUGGCGUGAACUAUAUGAAAGCCAAGGGGGAGUCGCCGGCUUCACAGGUUCCAGCGUUUGAGUCGCACGGCAUUGAGUCAAUUGAGUCACGGGGUGGCGAGUAGAAAGAUACGAGCUUUUUCUUAAUGUCAACGAAGAGUUCGCGCGUAAAAAGGGCACAUGUGUACCACACAAUCGUGAGCUCCGAACUCCGAACACAGCUCCGAACACAGAGAAAAAAUUCGUGCAUAAUUUCAUAAUUCGUACGGAAUAGCCCUAUAUAUAUAUAUAUAUAUAUAUAUAUAUAUAUAGCUGCCUAUGAGCGCCUUACCAUGUGUUACGUGUUCAGUUCAGCGAUGGUAUCUUUAAAGCGCCCAAGGUUUUCAACGACGGCAGCUAUCUUCAUGGAAAGAAACCAUUUGGAUACUCAUCUUUGAGCUCCACAAGUUCUCCAUUAAAAGUACUCCAUUUCUCUGCGAGUUUGUCAGUACAAUAAAUGGAUUUCGCCAACUAACAACUUAUGGUAAUUCGCUGCAAAAAUACUUCGAAUUGGUUAAAGAAUAUACUAGAUAAAUAUUGCUAGGUUGUUGCAACCCUUUGUUAGAGUUGGCGUCUGACACCACGUGGCGACAGGAAUUUCAUCAGACCAUCAUCGUCGAAAUGAGGCGAGAGAGAGAGAGAGAGAAAACUUUUAUUGUCAAGUUUUAGUCGAGCUUUCUUUCCCAGCGGUGUGGGCUAGCGUGGCGUCUGCUUUGCCGCGACGCUAUCAGCCCAUUCCGCCAACCGUAUCUGGUUGGCGAGACUUCUCCUACGAUGGUUAACGUCCCGCACUUCGCGCACAAAGAACUUUCUCUCACCCGACCUUCUACCAGGCUUCGUCGAAAUGAGGCGUGACUUGUGCGAUGGUUAACCGUCCCGCACCUCGCGCACAAAACUUUCUCUCACCGAACCUGUUACCAAGCCUCGUCGAAAUGAAUCGUGACUUUCUAAUUCACCAUGACCGUUUCGAAUGUGCCUGUCUGCCGGAAGCCCCGCAGUGUAAAGCCUCUUUUGUGUGUGUGUGUUUGUGUGUGUGUGUUUGUGCGAGUUUAGAGAGGCCCUUUCCUCGACUUGGACCUAGAAGAGAACUUCCACGAACCCGCAAAGCACAGAAGAGGCGGACAGGCGUCUACAAUUCCGGGAGGCGGGACGACUUGUUCCUUCAGCAGGCUCGGAUUAGCCAGAGGAGGAGGGGCCCUAUUUCUGUGCCUUGCACGUGACAUCGACGGAAGCAAGAUCCCGCCCACGAUUGUAGAGAGCCUAUUUAAGGGGCUCCGAAAUGUACUUUUAAUAACUUCAUGCUCUUCUCAUUUUCUUUCAUCUACCUUUGAAUAAACCGUGCAAGCUUGGCACUAUAAAA